AUGUUAGAAGAAGACUUUGAAAUAACUGUUGAUAUGUCAAAUGAGCUAAUAAAUGAAAUUGUAUUUGCUGAAGUAACUAAAGCGCCAAUCAGAAAACACAAUACACCAAACUUAGAUAUAAAAAUUGAAAUAUUGAAGAGACUAGAUAACGGUGAGAAACAGUGUGCUUUGGCAAAGGAAUAUGAAUUGGGACGAUCCACAAUUUACGAUAUCAAAAGAAAGAGAGCGCAGAUUCAUAACUUCGCUACUCAAGUAAAACAUAAGGUGAAAACGCGGAAGAAUUUGACGAAUGGUCGCAACUCAUUGCUUGAGAAUGCUCUUUUUAAUUGGUAUCAACAGAAAAAAGAUGAUGGAGUCACUUUAAGGAACAAUGCUAUUCGUUCAAAAGCUCUUUAUUUCAAUAAAGCUUUUAAUAAUAAUAAAACAUUUCGCGCCAGUUCUACUUGGCUUGCGAAAUUUAAGGAUAGAUUUGGAAUUUCGGAAGAUUGA
Pieris macdunnoughi is the source of this 489-nucleotide messenger RNA. The record is from the annotation of a GenBank genome assembly. Lineage: Eukaryota; Metazoa; Arthropoda; Insecta; Lepidoptera; Pieridae.